AUGCCGGAUCGUGUGAUAGCAAUGCGUGAUGAUGACAAUCGACGGAUCAUGGCGCAAUAUCAGAACCCAGGUCUUAGCAUCCAACAAUGGUUAGCUAAUUUCCUGUACAUAUUCUCUCGGACGGAAAUUUGGUACCUUAAAUUUGCGAGAGAAACAUGUAAAUUUGAUAUGAGUUCUCUGAUGGAAACAAUUGGAACGGCUACAGUGAAUGCGUUCUAUUUUUAUGAUGAAUGUGGUAUAGAGUGCGUACGGAUGGCGUUGAGACAAUUUCCUGACACAAAAAUCGUGUUCGUCUACAGUCGAAAUUUGGACGACCCCAGCCGUUACAAGGAUAUUUUGAUUCAAAAUUUGGAUGGGUUGAUUCUGGGAUGCCGUAGUGCGUUGACGCGUAUAGAACACGACGACAUUUUAAUUAUUAAUAGUAAGGAAAUCGUCGUUGGUUCAGGGAUUAUAACUGAUAAAAUUAUCAACCGGUUUUUGAAACAUUGGAAGGAAGGAUCGAAUCCGAGAAUGGAACGGGCAAUAUUUCUUAUUCUUGAUCGUCAGCAUCAUUAUAGAAAUGCUAUUUUUAAAGGAUUGAAUUUUCACGAAGCACCGUUUGAUCAAACCCGACAUUUCACACAUUUCAGUGGAGAAAUAUUAGAGGUUGUGGGUGGUUAUGAUAUCCGUCGUGUGGACGGAAGUGUUCUGACAGUCAUAUUUGAACAAGGUAAUAAUGAUGUAUUUGGGCUUACUUUUUAUGUAUGGGGUUGA
This is a messenger RNA of Caenorhabditis remanei, 753 nucleotides long. RefSeq lists its product as uncharacterized. NCBI's taxonomy places the organism in Eukaryota, Metazoa, Nematoda, Chromadorea, Rhabditida, Rhabditidae. The transcript has a single exon. The record is from RefSeq and is a predicted model, not a curated record. Bases 1 to 753 code for a protein of 250 amino acids.